CUCACACAGGUAAAACACCUUUUAAAUGUGACACUUGUGGGAAAGCUUUCAAGUUUAAGUGUCAUUUUAAUUCACACCUGAGAAUCCACACAGGAGAGAAGCCGUAUUGUUGUAACACAUGUGGGAAAACAUUCAGUCUUAUGUCAACUCUGAAUGUUCAUAACAGAGUCCACACAGGUGAGAAGCCGUAUUGUUGCAAAACAUGUGGGAAAACAUUCAAUCAAAUGUCAACUCUGAAUGCUCAUGAAAGAAUCCACACAGGUGAGAAGCCGUAUUGUUGCGAAACAUGUGGGAAAGCAUUCAGUCAUAUGUCAGCUCUAAAUGUUCAUAACAGAGUCCACACAGGUGAGAAGCCGUAUUGUUGCAAAACAUGUGGGAAAACAUUCAAUCAAAUGUCAACUCUGAAUGCUCAUGAAAGAAUCCACACAGGUGAGAAGCCGUAUUGUUGCAAAACAUGUGGGAAAGCAUUCAGUCAUAUGUCAGCUCUAAAUGUUCAUAACAGAGUCCACACAGGUGAGAAGCCGUAUUGUUGCAAAACAUGUGGGAAAACAUUCAGUUAUAUGUCAGCUCUAAAUGUUCAUAACAGAGUCCACACAGGUGAGAAGCCGUAUUGUUGCAAAACAUGUGGGAAAACAUUCAGUCUUAUGUCAACUCUGAACACUCAUAAAAGAGUCCACACAGGUGAGAAGCCGUACUGUUGCAACACAUGUGGAAAAGAUUUCCGAUGUAAGAGUCACUUGGUUUGCCACAUGAGAACCCACACAGGAGAGAAGCCGUUUAAAUGUGAGACGUGGGAAAGCUUUCAUGCAUAGACCUGUCUUGAAACAACACCUGACAACACACACAGGUCAGAAGCCGUAUUCUUGCAAAACAUGUGGAAAAGAUUUUGGACAGAGCAGUACCUUGUUAAUCCACAGAAGAAGAGCCCACACCGGCAAGAAGCCAUACAUUUGCAAGA
This is a messenger RNA of Epinephelus fuscoguttatus (brown-marbled grouper), 958 nucleotides long. RefSeq names its product zinc finger protein 879-like. The transcript has a single exon. The record is from RefSeq and is a predicted model, not a curated record. Bases 141 to 812 code for a protein of 223 amino acids. Gene Ontology annotation, molecular function: DNA-binding transcription factor activity, RNA polymerase II-specific; RNA polymerase II cis-regulatory region sequence-specific DNA binding. Gene Ontology annotation, biological process: regulation of DNA-templated transcription. Lineage: Eukaryota; Metazoa; Chordata; Actinopteri; Perciformes; Serranidae.